Messenger RNA from Halichondria panicea, 1893 nucleotides. RefSeq lists its product as uncharacterized. NCBI's taxonomy places the organism in Eukaryota, Metazoa, Porifera, Demospongiae, Suberitida, Halichondriidae. The coding region runs from base 243 to 1676 and encodes 477 amino acids. The transcript has 9 exons. The record is from RefSeq and is a predicted model, not a curated record.
AUUCCGGUGACCAGGAGCCACACCCCCUAAUUAAUGACUCAUUGCGCAUGUGCAAGAAAUAGCCACACCUUGCUUCAAUUAAUAAUACUGCUAAAGCUAGCUAGCUAGCCGUAGCUAGCUAGCUUAGUUGCACUAAAGAAUCAAAGUUACUAGUAUAGUAUAGCUAGCUCUUGGACAUGCUGUUUGUCUGCCACUAAUCUAUACCAGUAAUUCCCAGGCUGAAGACUCAUCAGAGAAGCAGCAUGUCAGUACAAGGAGGGAAAGCUGUUGUAGGAGAUGAGUGCCAGCCCAUCAACUCCUCUCAUCAAAGCAUUGCAGUAACUGCCAUGGAACAAAAGAUGAGAGAGCAAAUUCGUCUGUUGCAGGAGCAUAGAGCUGCUGUAAUGAUGGAGGAAGUGAUCGAUUUGCAGAGGGAGAGAGAUCUUGCUCUGGGGCGGAUAAAAACGCUGAAGAAAAAUAUGGAAGAUCUUACUAUGGAGAAUGCACUGUUAAAGGGGGCUGUUGGAAGGAGUGAUUUAACAGAGAAGCUCAUCUCCCUGGAAAGAAACUGUUUAGAAGAGAGAUUACUCGGUAACGACCUUAGGAAGAAAUUGCAGAUAUCUAAUAAGCAAAAAGAGGAGUUGAUACUCAAAGUACGAAAGCUCGAGAUAGAGUCAGCUGCAACACAGUCUACACUACUAAGUGUAAACAGACAGCGAGAUAGGAGCCAAAGCUUGACAGAUCUGAUCAAUGAAAAUGACGUCAAAGAGAAUAUUGUCACACCAAGAGAGAGCUCAAAUUCAUCACGACGUGAUGUUGUCACCACUGAAACAGUCACGCCAACCGCAAAAUUGCCACCAAGUGGAAAAAAAUGUUCGCCUCCGCUAUUAGUAGUGAGCUCUGACCAAAUAACCCCUGGAGCACGUAGUGGUACCAGUACCCCUCUAUCAUACAGUCCAGCAGUCAUACCUCGAAGGUACAAAUUGGCAGCAGCUACAACGAGAGACUGUAGCACCCAAACAGCCCCUAUGGUUGAUUCAAAAAAGAUAGUGCCCACAGUGACUGUCAACGAUCAAGCAACGGUUCCGUCAGAUUUUAUUACAGCUUUGGAGAACGCAAAGAAUGAUAUCAUUGCACUUCAAGAGGAGAAAGAGCGUAUGGAGAGUGACCUCAAUAGUGUGAGAUCAAAGAGAGCCAAUGAGAGAGCUACUUACAAAAAAGAAUGUGCUUUGCUACACACUGAGUCAACUGUACUCAAAGAAGGUCUGUCUGAAUUUUCCAUAUGGACCCGACAAAAGAUACAAUUGUUCGAAGAGGACAUGGAUAUCUUCAAAGUAGUUUACUCACUUCAUGCAUCACUCUCUCAGGAGAAGGCAAUGUUGAAUGAUUUACGAGAAAAGCUAACAAAGACAGAAUCCAAAAUUACAAGACUAGAAAGUACCAACGAGCAAUUACAGGAAGAAUUGACACACGUUGAAGAAAAGUACAAAAAAUGCAAGAAAGAGAUAAAACGCCUUCACGAGAAACCCUUGUCCACCCCACCUCAAUACUAUUCCCCAUCUUCACAGAGACAAGUUAGAUCCUAUAAGUCUACAGGUUACAUGACUGACUGCCAUCCAUCAUCUCCGUUGCUAAGCAAAACAUCUCCACCAAUGAAGGGCAUGUUCCCAGUGAAAGUCGCUAACAAUCAAGUUUAACGUACAUGUAUAUGUAUAUGUUAUGUACUACAUAACAUAACAUGUACAGAUGCAUGUACUAUUUUUCAUUAUCUAUAGCUUGAGGAUUUCUGAAGUGAUUGUCCACCACUACGUUUUUUCAGCUUAACAGUUUAUUACAUGAAUUUCGCACUUAAAAAAUAAGGUUGUUCACUUGUAAAACAUUUUAUCAAUACGAUUGCAGACUCAAUAUCGUCUA